Messenger RNA from Monopterus albus (swamp eel), 1339 nucleotides. RefSeq names its product zinc finger, matrin-type 2 (gene zmat2). The record is from RefSeq and is a predicted model, not a curated record. Lineage: Eukaryota; Metazoa; Chordata; Actinopteri; Synbranchiformes; Synbranchidae. Gene Ontology annotation, biological process: mRNA splicing, via spliceosome. Gene Ontology annotation, cellular component: U4/U6 x U5 tri-snRNP complex; spliceosomal complex. Gene Ontology annotation, molecular function: zinc ion binding; nucleic acid binding. The transcript is spliced from 6 exons. Bases 79 to 684 code for a protein of 201 amino acids.
UAAUAAACACCAUAAUAAUAAUAAUAAGAAGAAGAAGACGCUUUUGCGACAGUCGUAUUCUGCGACUACAUAAACAAGAUGGCGUCGGGUAGCGGGUCCAGUAAGAAUGACUUCCGUCGGAAGUGGGACAAAGAUGAGUAUGAACACCUUGCCCAGAAACGCCUGGCUGAGGAGAGAGACAGAGAAAGGAGAGAUGGGAAAACGGUUCCACCGGUCAAGCGGGACCUCCUACGCCACAGAGACUAUAAGGUGGAUCUGGAGUCCAAGCUGGGGAAGACCAUUGUCAUUACCAAGACCACUCCUCAGGCUGAGAUGGGCGGUUAUUAUUGUAAUGUCUGUGACUGUGUGGUGAAAGAUUCCAUCAACUUCCUGGAUCACAUCAAUGGCAAAAAACACCAGAGGAACCUGGGUAUGUCGAUGCGGGUGGAGCGCUCGUCUCUGGACCAGGUGAAGAAACGCUUCGAAGUGAACAAGAAGAAGCUGGAGGAGAAGCAGAAGGAGUAUGACUUUGAGGAGCGCAUGAAGGAGCUGCGGGAGGAGGAGGAGAAGGCGAAGGCCUACAAGAAGGAGAAGCAGAAGGAGAGGAAGCGUCGGGCGGAGGGCGACAUGGACUUUGAGGAGGACGACGAGAUGGCAGCAGUGAUGGGCUUCUCAGGUUUCGGUUCGUCUAAGAAGAGUCACUGACGCUCUGCAGCUUGGCUCCACGCUCACAACCACCUUGCACAAGGACACGAAACUGGUUUCUGCUCCGCCCCCUGUCAGUCAGAGGGGUUUUAGACCAGAACCAGACUCCAAACCCAGGAAGGAGGAGUCCUGCUGCAGCCUGCACUCAUUGCUCCACUGUCUGCUCACUGUCCUGGUUCAGACUUAUUCUGGUAGUUUAAUCCAUCGCUCUGUCCAUCCUGAUGACAUUAACUCAGCAGCUUCCUGUCGAAGAUACAGGUGGAGACGAAGGUGAAGGUGAACAUGUUUGUAAUAAUGUCGUAGUGAACACAUUGGUUUUCUGUCUGCAGUGACGCUGCUGAGUGGAACGUCAUCAGAACGAACAUGAGACCAACAAACUGCAAAAAGUUUCCUUAAGUUCAUACAGAAUACUUUGAAAAAGGUAAAAUGUGAUGUUUUGACAGAGUAUCAUACCAAUUAGUUAACAGAAUUUGACUGUUAUGUGCAGCGGAGAAGGAAGCAAAGCUACAUCGACUACAAGAGCUGAAGAGAAAUAAGUCACAUUUUAAUUUAAAAAUUAUUUGUGUCAUCAGGAUAUAAAAAGCUCAAAGAGCCACGAGUUCAGUUGUUCACAGGGGCCACUGGAAUUUUAAUAAACACUGUUUUGUUUUUUUUU